Messenger RNA from Ciona intestinalis (vase tunicate), 1006 nucleotides. Lineage: Eukaryota; Metazoa; Chordata; Ascidiacea; Phlebobranchia; Cionidae. The record is from RefSeq and is a predicted model, not a curated record.
AAUAUAUUUGUUAAUGUCAUUUUUUUUAGCUUUUAAUUUCAUGCAUUUAUGACGUAAUCCUGGACAUCCAGUUAAUUUCCAGGUACUGAAACACCAAGGCUCUAUAUCAUGUACUGAACACAUUGUAUUAGAGUUUUUGUCACCGCGAUUUUCAUUGAAGUAGUUUGUUAUAUUUUGAAAUAUGGCUGAUGAAAUUGAAGCAUUAGUUAACCGUUUUGAGUCACUUAUGCGCCGUGUCGAGCUAGGGGUAACGAUCAAAGACGCAUUAACGCAUUCUGAUGGUGCUGCAACGUUUACAACGUUAUAUAAAGACGUGAUGGAAAUGCAGGAUUUGGUUUCCUUAAUGCGGGAAAGUGUAAACAAAACCAAAGUGGAUAUGGAACUUUUAAAGGAGAAUUAUGAAAGCAUGAAAUCCGUUGAGAAAAAUGUUGAUGGCAUGUUGUUGUUUGCGUUGAACAAUUCGGCUGUUUGUGUAAAACGUGAAAUACUGGACAAUAUUACCCCAGAAAACAAAGAAAAUUUAGCUCCGAGGAAAAAAACAAUAAUUCCGCAGUUGAAUCCUUUGACAUCGAAGGAGUUUGCCUCAGUUCCCAAAUACGUCCGAAGUCAUUUGUCAUUGGACCAAGUGUUGGCUGGCAUAGCUGAGGUGAAUCAUAUUCUUCAUGAAAAAUAUACGUUUCUUGCAAAACCAAGAAAAUUAUUGUCGGUUAAAGAAGAUAAAAGAAGAGCAGUUUAUCUUGAACAAGCCAAAGAAGUGAAAGUUUGUUUCCUCAGGAACAACUUAUUCCACAUUUUUCAUGGAUGAUGACAUAAAACGAUAUUCCAAAUCACUUAAAUUGAAACCUAAGACUAAAGACACCGUGUUUUUAAUUCUACGACACCUUGGUAGAUUGAAAGAAAUCCACAGAAGUAAAAUUACAAGAUAUUGUAUCCUCACUGCAUAAAACACCACUUAAAAUGAUUCUCUGUUAUAUAUGUGCAUAAUAAACUGUAAAACACAAUAAAA